Messenger RNA from Hymenoscyphus albidus, 438 nucleotides. Lineage: Eukaryota; Fungi; Ascomycota; Leotiomycetes; Helotiales; Helotiaceae. The record is from the annotation of a GenBank genome assembly.
AUGCUCCCCCACCUCCUCCAAGCCCUCCACACAUCCCUCACACCCCCCUGGCAACAAACCUUCCAAAUCGUGCGCGUCUUCCUCCACUGGUACACCGUCAUCCUCAUGAGCGGCUUCUUCAUACUUCUUAUCACCAGCAUCACAGCAUUAAUCCUCUUUGGUAUCUACAAGAUCCUUACAAGCUUGGUGGAUGCUAUUAAUACAUCAUUCCAUUCUAAACGACCCCGUGAAACCACACUGGGUGAUAGAAUUCAAGAGACCAUGGUUAGGGAGCAGGUACAACGAGAAGUUGAGGAUGAGAGAAAUAGAUAUUUGCGAUUACCUGGAGCACCUGCUGCGGCGGGGGGGAGGACGUUGAGUCCACCGGUUUAUUCGGGGUAUUCUCCUACUACGAGUAAUCCUGGGAUUCCCUUUAGAGUCGCGAGGAGGGUGGGAUGA